Paramecium pentaurelia is the source of this 4555-nucleotide messenger RNA. NCBI's taxonomy places the organism in Eukaryota, Ciliophora, Oligohymenophorea, Peniculida, Parameciidae. The record is from the annotation of a GenBank genome assembly.
AUGAAGAAUGUGAAGAUAAUAACAGNUUUUAGAGAUGAUAGUGCUGGAUGGGCCUUAGUUUCCUUAACAGUCUCUUCUGGAUAUUGCCCAUAAAAUUGUAAGGAGUGUGAAGUAUCAUUUUAGUGUAAAACUUGCGUAGGCUCUUUAUUAAAAUAUAGAGAUGGUAGUUGCAUUCACAAUUGUGACAAACCAUACUAAACAUCAAAUGUCACCCAUUGUACAGAUUUCGACGAUGAAACCCCAUGUAUAUUAAUUUACAUAUAUAAAUAGAUUCAAAAUUUUUGGUCUCAGAAUAUAUUGAUUAUGCAAAUGAUCUAACUUAAAGAAAUUAGUAUACUUUACUUUCAGCAUCUUCAUAAUCUAAUGUAAAUUUCUUAAAGGGUGCUGACAUCCUUUAUUCAUAUUGGAAAACUUAUAGAGUUUUUGGUGGUCCUUAUGUUUGGGCUUAGGCUAAAUUUUAGAGAGUGCACUAAAUACAAGAUCCUCAUCAUAGUAUUACUAUAGGGUUCGAAAUCUUAUUUGGUCCAAACUUUCCUUAAAGUGGAUCAUUUAUUUACACUAUCGAAUCAAAUCCUAGUGCUAUUAAUAUUAAUAUGGUCUCAAACCCAAAUGAUGAUGGAACAAAAACCUAUAGAGUUUAUUAAAAAAUUAUCCAUAAUAGUAAUUCGUUAAAUAUGUGUUGGGAAUGUUUUGGUAUUGAUAAUGAACCUGUUACAUCAUAUUGUGCAUUUCUUAAUUAUUACAUCGCUGUUCAUUAAUGUUAGCCAUUUUGUUUAUAAUGCACAGAUCAAUAUACUUGUACCUUAUGGAAUAGUACAUACAAUGCAAAUAUUAUAAAAUUCUCAUAAUCUGAAUGCUUAGGUAAUUUAUAUUACAGUAGAAAUGAAGUAAAAUGUUUGACUUGCCCUUCAUCUUGUACUUCUUGUACUUCUCCUAUUGAUUGUUAAGGUUGUUCAGCUACUUAUACUUUAACUAAAUUAGGUUGUGUCUGUAAAAAAAAUCAAUAUGAGGAUUUAAAUUAAUGUCAUGAUUGCCCUACUUUAUGUACAUAAUGUUUAAAUACAAAUUAUUGUAUAGAAUGCUUUCUUACUGAUUUUAGAGAGCAAGUUAAUGGAUAAUGUGUCUGUAUGUAGGGAUAUUACCCAUAAAUGAGCAAUUCAAUAUGUUUAUAAUGCCAUAUAUUCUGUAAAACAUGUACUGGCCCAUCUUAUACAGAUUGUUUAAUUUGUAAUGACAUAUCUGAUAUCGAACAUAAUGGCAAUACUUGCAAAUGUCCAGAUAAAAAAUUUUAUGAAGAAUUUUCUAAUUCUUGCAUUAAUUGUCAUUCAACAUGUUUAACUUGUUUUACAAAUAAUAUGAAUGGAUGCUUAACUUGUGAUGAAACUUAAAACAGAGUUCUUAAAGGAUUAAAAUGUGAAUGUUCCCCUGGUUACUAUGAGAAUGCUAAUUUUUGUUAGAGUAUGUUACAUCACUAUUUAUUAGGUUGUCCUGUGAGUGAAGAUACCUCUUUGACAUAGUGUUAUGUUUCAUGUGCUAGUAAUCUAUUGAUUUGGCAUUUUCCAGGAUGUGCAUUCUGUGAUAUAGGUUUUCAAUUAGUUAAUAGAGAAUGUUAACCUAUUUGUGGUGAUUCAUAAAUAUUAGGAAAUGAAGAAUGUGAAGAUAAUAACAGAGCUUAAAAUGAUAAAUGUUUCAAUUGUAGAUUUCAAUGUCCAGCACAUUGUUUAACUUGUAAUAUAGAUACUACACUUCCUUGUUCAGAUGUAUGUGGAGAUAGAUUAGUUACUGGACAAGAAGAAUGUGAAGAUGGUAAUGAUAUAUAGUUCGAUGGAUGCUAUGAUUGCAAAUUUUAAUGCCAAGAUUCUUGUACAAAAUGUUUAAUGGGUAUUUGUUAAGAAUGUGCUGGAGGGUGGUAAAUAGAUCCAUUAACAUGGAAAUGUAAGGAGAAAUGUGGCGAUUUAAUGGUAGUAGGAAAAGAAUAGUGUGAAGACGCCAAUUAAUCAGAUACUGAUGGAUGCAAGGAGUGUAGAUAUUUUUGUCGGAUUGGUUGUUUAUAAUGCAAUUAUGACACAGGUAUUUGUCUAGCUUGUGAAUUCCCAGGAUUUGUUCCAAAUUAAUAUUUUUGUUAAAAUGAUUGUGGGGAUGGUUUAGUAGUAGUAGAUCCUUAUGGAUUCUCUGCAGAAGUUUGCGAUGAUUUAGGUUGCAAUUCUGAUUGUAAAUCCUGUAAAUAAGGAUACUUACUUAUUAAUAGUAUUUGUGAACCUAUUUGUUAUGAUUCCUUAUUGGUUGAAAAAGAAAUGUGUGAAGAUAGUUUUAUUUUGCCAUACAGAGGAUGUUAGAAUUGCAAAAUAAAGUGUUAAUUGUCUUGUUUAGUAUGUGAUACAACAGGAAAAGGUUGUUUGUAAUGUGAUAUUGGUUAUGAAAUCUUUGAUUAUAUUUGUUAUUCUAUUUGUGGAGAUAAGAUUAUAACUAUUGAUGAGGAAUGUGAUGAUGGUAAUUUAAUAAUUGGAGAUGGAUGUCAUUUUUGUUAAUAUAGUUGUUAAGAUUCAUGUUUAGAUUGCAUUAAAGGAAAAUGUUUAAAUUGUUUAGAUAAUUAUGAAUUAGUUUUAUCUGCUUGUUAAUUGAAAUGUGAAAACUAAAUUGAAAUUCCUUAAGAAUAAUGUGAUUACAUAAUAUUCAGCAAUGAUGGAUGCUAUUAAUGUUUUCAAUGUUCAGAAAAUUGUGAGAUUUGUCAAAAUGGAAUUUGCACUUUAUGUUAAACUAAUUUUGAACUUGAUAAUAUAUAUAAUCAUUGCAUUCCCAUCAAAAAAACUAAAUUUGAUUUAGAAAUAAAUUGUGUAUAGAUGAAAGAUAAUCAAUGUCUAACUUAAAAUUAAGAAUUCAUAAAUUUUAUAACAAAUCCAGAUUUAGAAUUUGAUAGAUGUCCUUAAAAUUGUAAAAUCUGCCAAUUUAAUAAUUGUAUGGAAUGCAAAUAAGGUUAUUAUGGAUAAAAGUGUAUAUCUAAAUGUGGAGAUAAUAUUAUUACAUCUCAAGAAGAAUGUGAUGAAGGAAAAGGUCGUCUACUUAAUCAAUGUUCAAAUUGUAAAUUAGUAUGUCCUGAUUUCUGUAAACUAUGCGUUUUUGGUAUUUGUUAAGAAUGUUAAUCUGGAUUUUAUUUAGAUAUAGUGAGCAAUACUUGUUAUUCUAUUUGUGGAGAUAAUAUUUUAGCAUUCAAUGAGGUUUGUGAUGAUGGAAAUGAUAUAGAGUACGAUGGAUGCUUCUAAUGCUAAUAUUAAUGUGAAAUUGAAUGUGCUGAUUGUUAAUUUGCAUAAUGUGUUCAAUGUUUAGAACCAUUUUUCUUAGUCUAAUCCAAAUUAAAAUGUGAAUCUCAACAAUCUUGUGAAGCUUAAGAUGGCUUCUAUUAUGAGAGUUUCUCUAAUAGUUGUGUUAACUUAUGCGGAGAUGGUAUAGUAGCUGGUAAUGAAGAAUGUGAUGACUCUAAUAUGAUUCCAUAUGAUGGUUGCAAUGAAUGUAAAUUUCAAUGUAGUGAACUAUGUACGCUUUGUGAUAAAGGAGUUUGCCUUAAUGAAUCAUGUCCCUUAGGGACUAUCUUAAUUAAUAAUUCUUGUUGUGGUGAUUCUAUAUUAAAUGGUGAUGAAGAAUGCGAUGAUGGAAAUAAUAUAGAUUUUGAUGGAUGUUCAAACUGUUAAUAUUAAUGUAAUUAAUUUUGUGAUGUUUGUUUGAAAGGCGUAUGUGUAGAAUGCAUUUAAGGAUUUGAAUUAGAUAAUGAGAAAUGUGUUGAAGAUGAAGAUUAUAAUAAACAAACAGAAAGUCAAAAACCUAAUAACUUAAAUUAGAACCAAAAUGAGGUUUGCCGUCAUGAUGAAUGUGCAUUUUCUCUCAGACCUAGAAUGAGAUUAUUAUUUUUAAAUUAAACUUUCUCACAUUAAUACGUUGAGAUUAACUUUGAUUAGUAAGUUCAAUUUACAGAAUCACCUGAUGAAGAAUAGUCUUAGACUUUCGAAAUAUUAAUUUAAGAUUUAAAAGAAUAAUAUUAUAAUAUACAGCUUUAUACAAUCGUAGGUAUCACUUUAGAUUUAUAAGUUGUAUAAUAUAUUAUUGAUAUAGAAAUAUUUUAGGAACUUUAAGAGAAACCUAAUUUAUAAGUUUUUUUGAUUUAGAAUGUUGUUAAUUCCAAUAAUCAAACUAUUAUUUAACCAUAGCAAUCUAUACUCCUCAACUCUCCGAGAAUUAUGAGUGAAGAAUUAAAAUCGAAAGUGAUUGCUAUGAGUCAAACAAACAAAGCAUUUAUGAUCUCUGCAAUUUCUAUUUCUGUUGUCUCAUUGAUUUUUGGUGAAGCAUCCUUAUUUAUUGAAACUUUGAGCACACUUUAGUACCAGUCAUAUCUUAAAUUCAUUAAUCUUGAUUAUCCGGAAAACUUAUAUAUUUAUUUUUAAACUUCUGAAAUGUUAUCAUUAUCAAACUAUUUAUAGAGUUUGUAGAUAGAAUAUGUUUUAGGCAUUAUUACAAAAAAAGAAGAUAAUUAAAUAAGUACUACUGGAAAGUUUGCAUUAUAUGA